Molecule: messenger RNA, 3855 nt
Organism: Purpureocillium lilacinum
Lineage: Eukaryota; Fungi; Ascomycota; Sordariomycetes; Hypocreales; Ophiocordycipitaceae
Source: RefSeq, a predicted model, not a curated record
AUGGGCAACCCAAAGAUUCUCGUCGUCCUCACGAGCCACGACGAGCACACCAAGCUCCCUGGAAAGAAGACGGGCUGGUACCUGCCUGAGCUCUCGCACCCCCACGCCGUCCUCUACAAGGACUACGAAAUCGUCACCGCCUCGCCCAAGGGCGGCAAGGCGCCCCUGGACCCCAACUCGGCCGAGGCCUUCGGCUCCGACCCCGAGUCCAAGAACUUCCUCGAGAACCACGCCCACGUCUUCGAGCAGACGCGCCCGCUGAAAGAAUUCCUCGGGCGGUCGGGCGACUUCGCCGCCAUCUUCUACCCGGGCGGCCACGGCCCCAUGUACGACCUCUACUCCGACGCCGACUCCAUCGCCCUCAUCGAAGAGUUCAACCGCGCGGGCAAGCCCCUCGCCGCCGUGUGCCACGGGCCCAUCGUCUUCGCGCAGGCCAAGGGCACCGACGGCCAGCCGCUCGUCAAGGGCAAGCGCGCCACGGGCUUCACCAACAAGGAAGAGGACAUCGUGGAGCUGACGCAGCACAUGCCCGUGCUGCUCGAGGACGAGUUUAAGAAGAAGGGCGCGCUGUGGGAGGCGGCCGAGCCGUGGGCCGAGAGGGUCGUCGUGGAUGGGAACCUCAUCACGGGGCAGAACCCGGCGUCGGCAAAGGGCGUCGGCGAGGAGCUGGCCAAGGCGAUUCGUGCGCAGCAAAAGAUGGAGGACGCUCGCGCCGCCGCACUUGUGGUCGGUAACCCAGAAGUGUUCUUGGGCAGCGACUUCAUUCACGGGAGCAAGAUCAAAGUGCAGCUUUUGUCAAUGAAAUGCCCAGAGGCUCAGCCUGUUGUCGGAUUUCGACUCCUAUUUCCCUUCGAGCCGUCAUUGAGCAAGGGCCAUUGCUACUCGGAGCUCGGAGAGGACUCGCGCCAGUACGCGAUAAUUGUGAAAUUUCCACUGGGCCAAUUUUCUUGGGGCAGUGGCCCCAUCCCGGAGACGAGCCGUGAAAGCAUCAGAAGCCGUCUUUGUGAGGGACAAGACAUCUCGACGCUGAGAGGCGUCAAUUUCACCAUCAAGGAAGACUGUCACAUCAGUGUUGAUGGUUUCGGAAAACCUUUUGUGGGCAGUGAUACCGAGAUAAGCUCUUGGCUCAACCUCAACAGCCCCAUCCACGGCUCAAAAUCGCUUUCCACUCUCUUCUCUUUGAGACGGUUCCAGUUCAUUGUCCCAGAUGAGGACAGCAUGCGGAAGUUUCUCAUAGCCUUCGCUGCCGAGCCAGCCUCUUGGCCGGGUUACCCCUUUGGCAAGGAUCACAAAUUUGAUAUGAAGAGAUACCGGCGCGUCAUUCCAGACAACAAGGGACCGAAGUACGAAGCUCACUGGCGAUUUGACAAUAUCCAAGACCUUGUCACAUGCUUUUCGCAGCCGCACGCCCAGGACGUCUUCUACUUCCAUGAGGACAUUGUCGGGAUUGGAGACGUCGACGUCAAGGCCGCUCUGCUGGAGAUUGAUUCGAGCGAAACCGAAGUAUGGGCCGUGCUUCGUACUCCAGACGAUUUUGACACUGUGAACUUCUACUUCGACAUUUCCUUGCUCAGAUCCUAUCAAGGAGCCGGAUACAGCGGCGCCACGGCCGUGAGGAGUGUUCUGAAGUCGGAUAGCAUUCGUGUCAAGAGUGCUGCCGGCCUGCUCCCCGAAUUGAGUGGCACCGGUCUUCCACAAGGAGUCAGCCGGAGCUCGAUCGCACCAUGGCCAUGGGCCACCUACACCUGGAGCCAAAUGCAGUCUUUCCAGCGGCUUUUGCUGUGCGGCCAGGGCUUCUGGAGUGCCCGGAUUGUCCCAAAUUCCGCGGAGAAGAGCAACGGAGCUCCUGUCGGUGGAUCAUCGCUCGGCUUUCCGCCAAGUGUCGACGUUUUCCAGUCUGUUCCGGCGGAAACACUGGCAUUCAUCCUGGGGAAGCAUCGAGCGACGUCAUCCCCCGAGUUCCGUGAAUUUGUCCGCUGCGCGCAACUCGGCCUCAUGGUAUUUCCUGGCUUCGCCGGAUCUGGAAAGACGACAGCAGCAAGCGUCAUGGUCAACGCGAUGCUCGCUAGCCCUGACAUCAAGCGGAUCUACGUCUCUGCCCCUACUAAUGCUGCUGUAAGCCACAUUUGUCAAAGAAUUCACCAGAUUCGGGUUGAACUUGUGGAAGAAGGAGGCCAAGUGGAUGCCAUCUCGCAGCUUCGUCAAGCGGUGAUCCUCCGGGGCUUCCAGCUCCACAUCGAAGAAGACCAGGUCAUGCAGCGACUGCGGGCACCACAGGGUCAGCAUCGCCCUGGGAUGGCUGGGAGUUUCUGGCAUCCCAGCUCGUGGACACUGGAGAAUUCUCUGGCAUUCUUCACACUCCAAGCCCUGGGUUUUGCGAGUGACGAGAUACCAGACUUGGAUGACAAGUCUAGCCCGCUCUUGCUCAAGCUUCGAGACUCCCUUGCCACGUGCAGUCGAGUUGCCGGUUUGCGCGGGUUGGCAUGCCGCAGCAUUUCUCACGAGGACUAUCUGGACGAGCAACAGUGCGACAAAGAUAGCUUCCAAGAUCUGCUAAGGAAGGUUGCCUCCUGUGCAUCCGUCAUAUGUACUACACCGGAGACUUCGGCGAAUUCCUUCUUCGAGCCACUGAAAAGGACGAGCGAUGUUGUCGUCCUCAACGCAGCGGGAGCUAUGGGUCGGGCGGAUGCGAUCAAUGUCUGGGGCAACGCGUGUCGCCCUUGCAUUAUUGUCGGUGACUGGAAGCAAAUGGGACCGACCCUGCUGUCCUCGCGGGAUACUUUCUUCCUUGAAGACGACUACUGUCAGCCUGGACAGAGCUGCUUGCCGCGUAACAGAUUUUCCCCAGAUGGGGAGGCUUCCAUACUUGAACACGCCAUGAGAAUCGGUCAACCCGUUUGGCAUCUUGACCACCAAUACCGCAUGGCGGUAGGCCAGUUCGAGAUGGCCUUGGAGGUCGUAUACUCGGAGUUCAUCGGCACCUACUCCUGCGACGAGUCAACCGAAUUAGUACACAGGCCCCUCGCCGUCGAAGUGGAUGCAUGGCUGUCAUCUGAGCAUGGAAUUACUUCACCAAAGGGCAAGUCCUACCCAGCGUUCUUUUCGAAGCCUGGAUCCUGCUGGUACCAUCCCCCUUCAGGUUCCAGGUAUAACGAGGAGCAGAACACUUUCGCGUUGAACCUGGUUCGCAGCCUUCACGAAGCCGGCAUUCACAAAAGCAAGAUGAAGGUUGUGACGACGUACAGCGAUAACAAGAGAUACCUGGAGGAUCUGUUCCGCAAAUCGUCGUUUCUUGACGUUGCUUGCCACACAAUCGACUCGUUCAACGGGGGCAUUGGCUGCAUUGUCAUCUUUGUACUCUGUGUCAACCGAGUUUCUGGACCCUGUUUCAUGGACGAUUCGCGUCGCCUAGCCGUCGCAAUGACUCGGCACACCGACCAUCUGAUCGUAGUGGGGGACCUGAAGACACUUUACUCGGACGAGAAGGGGACCAACAGUAAAGGCUCCAUGCUUGCGAUGUUCCAAUGGCUCUCAAGAAACGACCGCGUGGUAGUCGUUGAUGACGAUGCCGGUGGUGAUGAUGCACGAGAAAUGAGGAGGAAGAGAAGAAAGUUCAGAAAGAGCCAGGGCUGGCGGCCAGACGACAGUUCGACAGAUUCGGAUGACGAUUAUCGGCCGAGGUGCAACGAGAGCAACGAGAGCAACGAGAGCAACGAGAGCAACGAGAGCAACGAGAGCAACGACAGCAACGACAGCAACGACAGCAACGACAGCAACGAUAGCAACGACAGCAACGACAGCAACGACAGUAAGGUCAGCAGCAAAUGCCGUCCGAAUAGCUUCCUGUUCCAAUAG